Letharia lupina is the source of this 4875-nucleotide messenger RNA. RefSeq lists its product as uncharacterized. NCBI's taxonomy places the organism in Eukaryota, Fungi, Ascomycota, Lecanoromycetes, Lecanorales, Parmeliaceae. Gene Ontology annotation, cellular component: plasma membrane of growing cell tip. Gene Ontology annotation, biological process: nucleotide-excision repair; positive regulation of establishment of bipolar cell polarity regulating cell shape; base-excision repair. Gene Ontology annotation, molecular function: damaged DNA binding; oxidized purine nucleobase lesion DNA N-glycosylase activity. The coding region runs from base 1 to 4875 and encodes 1624 amino acids. The transcript is spliced from 9 exons. The record is from RefSeq and is a predicted model, not a curated record.
AUGGCUACAACGUGUGCGCUGCAAUGGCGAAAGAUACCUGACUCUACGCAUCUGCACUACAAAGCUAUCUUUCCUAGUAAAGCCCAGGCUCCAUUGACACCUCCCUCCUCGGCGCCAAAAUCGACGGCAGUAUCCUCGCUCGAAGACGAUGACACUGAAGCCUUGGUGCACCACUACCUCAAUCUCGCUCCGAAUCUGACGGAACUGUACGAGCAAUGGUCGACCGCAGAUGCGAAUUUCAAAAAGAAAGCGCCAAAAUUCACAGGCGUGCGAAUACUGAAGCAGGAUGCUUGGGAGGCAUUGAUUGGCUUCAUCUGUAGCAGUAACAACAACAUAAUAAGGAUAUCCCAGAUGAUGGAGAACCUGUGCCUUCACUAUGGACCUGAAGUCGGCCAUAUCCGCGCAAAAACAUUCCAUGACAUGCCUGCGCCUUCUGCACUUACGGCUCCUGGGGUUGAAGCUCAUCUCCGGCAGCUAGGCUUCGGGUACAGAGCCAAGUACUUACAUCGGACAGCAGUCAUGGUGGCAGAAGAGCAUGGGGCCGGUUGGCUGGACAGUCUGAGGAAUCCUGAAAGCCCUAUUAUGGGUGCCCAGCCUUCCGAUGCUGGUGAGAUGCUGCCAGGUGGAAGGGAGGGAUAUCGCAGGGCUCACGAAGAGCUCUUAACCUUACAAGGAGUAGGGCCUAAAGUCGCCGACUGCGUUUGCCUUAUGGGUCUUGGAUGGGGAGAAGCCGUCCCCGUUGAUACACAUGUUUGGCAAAUCGCUCAGCGCGACUACAAAUUCGGCAAAGGGAAGCACAGCAGUCUGACCAAAGCUACCUAUGAUGCUGUUGGUGACAAAUUCCGGGGCCUCUGGGGGAAAGAGGCUGGCUGGGCUCACAGCGUCUUGUUCACCGCGGAUCUAAGAGCGUUCUCAGAAAGACUUACCGCCAAAAUUGAAGUGAAACAGAUCAAGGAAGACGAAGAUGCACAGGUCCUCACAGAGAUUCAAGUUAAAGCUGAGAUUUUGACCCCGAUCAACGUGAAGCGAGAGUUUAAGGAUGAAGAGAAACCACUGAUUGCUGUCGAGGCAGUCACAGCAAAGAGACCAGUGAAGCGACAACGAACAACGUGCGCGCAUACAGAAAUAACUCGUCUGACUUCUUGUGCCGUUGCGUCUUCCUCGCCAAUAGGCGACCGGGACCUUGCAGCCUUGGGACCAACGCGUGCGUCCGUACCACCUGAAGAGGAAGGAGAAUUGAAGCUAUGGCCGAUUAUAACUCUUAUUCGACCGACGCAAGGAGUCAACUACACGCCUGUUCCAUCUCCAGACCUCGACCUCUCGAAAUUAGGUCACGUCGCUCUCACAGGUGACUUUGACUCAAUCUCGUUAUAUACCUACCAGCAGCAAUCGGAGAAUGCAUUCACGACCAACGGCACGCAAGCGCUCAUCACACAACUACCUAAUGGAGACUUUGCGACUACGGCCGCGGCCGACGGGUAUAUCAAGGCCUUGUGUCCUUUCGUUAUGUCAAGUGGAAAGUUGGCAGGAGUAGUAGUCGGAGGAAAUUUCACCGAGUUGGGUGGCAUACCGGCGCAGGGUGUUGCAAUGUACGACACAACGACUGGGGACAUCACCCCCCUGCCUGGCCUUGAUGGCACGGUCAACGCAAUUCUCUGCGAUCAAGACACAAACACAGUCUACGUUGGCGGCCAGUUCACAGGCGCAAAUUCAACGAACGCGGUCGCUUGGGUUGGGAUGUCUGGAUGGGCGAAUCUGCCUUUUGAAGGCUUCAAUGGACCAGUGAAUUCGAUCAUCAAGGAAUCCAAUGGGAAUGUUAUUUUUGGCGGAUCGUUUACUGGACUUGGGAACUCGACGACAGUUAUGCCUGAACAGCUCGACCAGCAAGUAAUCAACAUCGCCUCUGCUAACAUUUCCUCAUCAUCGAACACGAGCGCACCCGGCUUCAACAACCCAUCAAACAUCAUUUGCAAGACGAAUGGGGAUGAUGGACCUGGUAAUACGUGGCUCCUCGAAGACAACUCGCCUGGGUGGUGGAGAGCGGACAUGAACUUUGGGUACGAGCCGAGCUUGCUAAGGAUAUGGAAUACGCACCAGGAUGGCCGAGGGACGCAGACAUUCCGGUUCACAGCCAUACCAAUCAACGGCAUCAUGAAUUUUACCUAUACAGACCCGGACACGGGCGUAGAAGGGCACUGUGAUGCUCUAUGUCCUUUGUCAUCACGGACAUCAGUGCCAUACCAGGACUUCAGAUUCAUCAAUACCGUCGGUAUGAGCGCAUUUCGAAUUGAUGUAUCCGCCUGGUACGGCCAAGGAGGUGGGCUUGAUGGAAUUGAGCUGUUCCAGAAUGAUAUCUUUGCCUAUGCCGUAGACACGUCCAACGAACCGAGCUGCGCGAACAUCCAAUAUGGCUCCAAUGCCACUUCCACUGGUCCAUGGACAGUAACGCCAUCUUUGCAAAGCAACUCGGAAUACCUCACUGCGAAUCUUGUUGGGCCAGGCGUCAGCACAAAUGGUGUCUCGGUAACCUUUGAGCCAGACAUUAGACAGAAAGGCAACUAUUCUGUUACCUUAUUCACUCCAGGCUGUAUGCAAGACAACACUUGCGGUACUCGCGGUAUCGUCAACGUCACUGGAAUUUAUAGUAUAUCGGGCGUAUCGACGUCGACAAACAUCUAUCAAACCAACAACUACGACAAAUAUGACAUAAUAUAUCAAGGUCCGGUUGAUGCGAACAGCGAUAGUUUCCGACCUACAGUCACACUUGCAGCUCUAUCUGGCCAAAAGGACGGCGUCACACUUGUGGCUCAACGAGUCCAGUUCAAUCUCACAGACUCGGCUGGUGGGUUGAAUGGUCUAUACGAAUUCAAUCCCAAUGCCAACACUACUGAAAGUGAUUUUUCGAAUUCUGCCAUUGACAGUGCAGGCAUGGGGUUGAGUGCAGGAGCCAUCAUUACAACCAUCCAAGUGCAGGACAACGUUACGUACGUUGGUGGUAACUUUUCAAACCAGGACGUUGGCUUCGAAAAUAUCUUUUCGAUCGGGAAUGGCAACUCUACAGCUUUGCCAAAUGGCGGCCUCAACGCCGAGGUUUCCAGUAUGAUACCAUACGCCGACCUGCUAUUCAUCGGAGGCAAUUUCACAAAUACCAUGAACGGAAGUGUGCCUGGUUUGAACAAUAUCGCCAUAUUCAAUACCACAAGCCAAACUUGGGAAGCCCUUGGUGCCGGAGUCAGCGGAGCUGUUUACAGUGUAGUCACCCUACAAGUCAACGUUACGACCGAUCAGCCAGAAGUUUGCGUAUCCGUCAACGGAUUCUUCGAUCAGAUACUGCCUACAGGAUCGAGCAAAGCGGUUUCGGUGGCGGGGUUCGCCAUCUGGGUACCUACCCAACAGAACUGGCUGCAGAAUCUGAAUCUCCAGUCUCCUGCGAUUUCUGGUCAGCUAAGUGCGAUGACCAAUGUGACUGGAAGCGCAACUCUUCUCGCAGGGACACUGUCUUCACAAGACAUGUCUGCUGAGGACGCGGUCUCUCUCACAUCAGAUCCUGUCGCCAUCAAUGCUCUCAAAGUGGGCAUUCAGCCUCAACAGAUUGGGCCAGUGACCCGCAAAAGAGCUAUCAGCGGACAAAAUACUACCGGUGUGUUGACAGGGCUCUUCUAUAACAAUGGCGGCUUGAACGUGACUGUUCUUGGAGGCGCCUUCACAGCCAUCGCGACCAAUGGUACUACGAUCGACAACCUCGCUCUCCUGAAUAAUACUGGCAGCAACCCUGGCAUUGUCUCCGGUUUACCCAUAGGCUUGGAUUCAGACUCAACCUUUCUCGCUCUCGCUACGACGGGCACUGUCCUCUAUGCUGGCGGAACAGUCUCAGGAACUGUCAAUGAUGCUCCUGUCAACGGACUCAUUGUCUAUGAUAUGGGACUAGCGAGCUAUCAAAACCCUCAGCCGCCAGCCUUUGGGGGCAUCGACGUUGCUGUAAAUGCGAUUACUGUAAGACCAAAUAAACCCGAGAUUUACGUUGGUGGCAACUUUGCCACGGCAGGGUCAUUAGGCUGUCCCGCUGUCUGCGUUUUCCGGAACGGGGCUUGGAAUCAGCCAGGCAAUGAGCUUGGUGGGAGUGUCUCCGCAUUUGCUUGGCAAGGAAACAACCAGUUACUUGCUGGUGGAAACCUGACAAUCAACAACAAUGCCACAACUCUAGCUACCUACGACGCUUCCAAGACUGCAUGGACAGCUCUUGGUGCCGCCAGCGACGUUCCAGGACCAGUGACAGCACUUGGACCGGCAAACAAUGAUGCUUCUGAGUUCUGGGUUGCCGGUAAAAGCACUAAUGGAUCUGCCUUUCUUAUGAAGUACGACGGCAGCCAAUUCAGGUCGAUUGGGGACUCUUUAGGAAAGGAAACCACGAUCUUGGGCCUGUCGGUGCUUCAGUUGGGCAAGAACCACGAGAACAGUGACCUCGUCCAAAGUAACCUGGUCCUCCUGGUGACCGGUCAAUUGAAUCUUCCUACCUUUGGCAAUGUUUCUGCCGCACUCUUCAACGGCACCACGUUCUCUCCGUUUAUACUGUCCACUUCUGGCAAUGGUCCAGGAAGUCUGUCUAGUUUGUUUUCCGAGAAAGCAAUCAGCUUCAAGAACCCAGGUGGCCACAUGGCUGUUGGCUUCGUUGUACUCAUUGCCCUCGCUUGCGCUCUAGGCGCCAUCUUCCUGCUUGUCGUCGCUGGCAUUCUCAUCGAGCGUUACAGACGCAAGCAUGAGGGCUACACCCCAGCUCCAACCAACUACUUCGACAAGACCAGCAACAUGGGUCGAAUACCGCCGGAACAUCUUUUCGGCCGCUUGGGCGCGAGUAGAGAACCUCCAUUGCUCUAA